CCCCCUACAUCAUCCCAAUAUGCUCCAAAUCUUCAAGGAAGUCGAGCUUGCUAUCCCCUCGGACGUGACCGUCACCCUCCACUCCCGACAGGCCACUGUCAAGGGACCCCGUGGAGAGCUCACAAAGCAUGUCAAGCACAUGAACAUGGACAUCCGCAUGAUCAAGUCGCCCGAGGGUGACAAGAUCAAGUUCAUUGUCUGGCACGGUGGCCGAAAGCACCUCGCUUGCCUGCGAACUGCCAAGGCCGUCUUCGCAAACAUGAUCAAGGGUGUCACUGUCGGCUUCCAAUACAAGUGCCGAGCUGUCUACGCCCAUUUCCCCAUCAACAUGAUCAUUGGUGACGGUGGAAGGUCGGUGGAGAUCCGUAACUUCCUGGGCGAGAAGCGUGUGCGUCACGUCGAGAUGCGCAAGGGUGUGACAAUCAAGGACGACCCAGCACAGAAGGACCAGGUUCUGGUUGAGGGUAACGACAUCGAGGAGGUUUCGCAAUCGGCUGCCGACCUGCACGGUCAGUGUCUCGUGAAGAACAAGGAUAUCCGAAAGUUCCUGGACGGUAUCUACACCUCUGAGAAGUCGACCAUCGUCGUCACUGAGGAGUAGACGACUCAAAAUGCAAGAUUCACCCUUUGUAGCACCAGCACACUUUGGCCG
Molecule: messenger RNA, 652 nt
Organism: Microstroma glucosiphilum
Lineage: Eukaryota; Fungi; Basidiomycota; Exobasidiomycetes; Microstromatales; Microstromataceae
Product: putative RPL9A-ribosomal protein L9.e
Exons: 3
Coding region: 20-601 (193 amino acids)
Biological process (GO): cytoplasmic translation
Cellular component (GO): ribosome; cytosolic large ribosomal subunit
Molecular function (GO): rRNA binding; structural constituent of ribosome
Source: RefSeq, a predicted model, not a curated record